Messenger RNA from Loxodonta africana (African savanna elephant), 2550 nucleotides. RefSeq names its product sterile alpha motif domain containing 11 (gene SAMD11). The transcript has 14 exons. The record is from RefSeq and is a predicted model, not a curated record. NCBI's taxonomy places the organism in Eukaryota, Metazoa, Chordata, Mammalia, Proboscidea, Elephantidae. Gene Ontology annotation, molecular function: DNA binding; protein binding. Bases 1 to 2508 code for a protein of 835 amino acids.
AUGCCGGCGGUCAAGAAGGAGCUCCCGGGCCGCGAGGACCUGGCCCUAGCCCUGGCCACUUUCCACCCGCCCCUGGCCGCGCUGCCGCUGCCGCCGCUGCCCGGCUACCUGGCGCCGCUGCCCGCCGCCGCCGCCCUACCCCCUGCCGCCUCGCUGCCCGCCGCCGCCGCUGGCUACGAGGCACUGUUGGCGCCGCCGCUCCGCGCUCCGCGCGCCUACCUAAGCCUCCAUGAGGCCGCCGCUCACCUCCACCUGCCCCGGGACCCGCUGGCCCUCGAGCGCUUCUCGGCCGCCGCAACUGCGGCGCCUGAUUUCCAGCCGCUGCUGGACAACGGCGAGCCGUGCAUCGAGGUGGAGUGCGGCGCCAACCGCGCUCUGCUCUACGUGCGCAAACUCUGCCAGGGCAGCAAGGGCCCGUCCAUCCGCCACCGCGGCGAGUGGCUCACGCCCAACGAGUUCCAAUUCGUCAGCGGACGUGAGACCGCCAAGGACUGGAAGCGCAGCAUCCGCCACAAAGGGAAAAGUCUGAAAACGCUUAUGUCCAAGGGCAUCCUGCAGGUGCACCCUCCAAUCUGUGACUGCCCGGGCUGCCGAAUCUCCUCUCCGGUGAACCGGGGACGGCUGGCAGACAAGAGGACCAUCGCCCUGCCCCCUGCGCGCAUCCUGAAGAAGGAGCCAACACCCAGCCUCCUGGCCAGUGAUGGCGCCAGUGACGGGAGUGGCCUGGCCUACAGGCGGCGGCCAGGUGUGAAGCGGGAGGACGACCUGCGCGUCAGUAUCAUGAAGAGAAGGGUCCACACCCACUGGGACGUGAACAUCUCCUUCCGAGAGACAUCCUGCAGCCAGGACAGUGAUCUCUCCACCCUCAUAUCCAGUGUGCAUCGAAGCCGCCACCUCGUGAUGCCCGAGUCCCAGAGCCGCUGCGAAUUCCAGAGAGGCAGCGCAGAGCUCGGCCUGGGAGCUGCAGGUGACCUGUUGGGUAAGAGGCUGGGCCCCUCCCCCCACAUCAGCAUUGACCGCCCUUCAGAGAAGAAGGCCCGAAGCAAGUCCCCCCCAGAAACUUUGCUGCUGCCAGAGCUUGGGCCAGGGAUGGCCCCCGAGGAGCACUACCGUCGCCUCGUGUCCGCUCUGAGCGAGGCAGGCACCUUUGAGGACCCCCAGCGGCUCUACCACCUGGGCUUGCCCAGCCAUGAUCUCCUGAGGGUCCGGCAGGAGGUGGCAGCUGCAGCUGUGCGGAGCCCCAGCGGCCUGGAAGUCCACCUGCCAUCUACAGGAGGUCAGCGUCGGAAGCAGGGCCUGGCCCAGCAUCGGGAAGUUGCCCCAGCAGCUACCCCUUCCUUCCCGGAGAGGGAGCUGUCGCAGCCGCCUCCCCUGCUGUCGCCCCAGAAUGCCCCGCACAUCGCCCUGGGCCCCCACCUCAGGCCCCCCUUCCUGGGGGUGCCCUCGGCUCUGUGCCAAACCCCAGGCUACGGCUUCCUGCCCCCCGCCCAAGCGGAGAUGUUCGCCCGGCAGCAGGAGUUGCUACGGAAGCAGAACCUGGCCCGGCUGGAGAUGUCGGCCGAGCUGCUGCGGCAGAAGGAGCUGGAGAGCGUGCACCGCCCUCAGCUGCUGGCGCCCGAGCCUGCCCUGCGCCCGCCCGACGGCGCCGAGGAGUUGCAGCGGCGCGGGGCCAUGCUAGUGUUGAGACACAGCUCGGCGCCACUGCUGGCGCUGCCCUCCCAGGGUCCCUCCACCCCUCCUCUGGAGCCUGCUCGCCGGGCUGCCCAGAAAGGAGGGCCAGGCCCCGCUCCAGCCCGACCUAAUGAGUCCAAGGAGACCACGGGGACUGGGCUCUGGGCACAGGAUGGCUCUGAGGAUGAGCCCCCCAAGGACUCCGAUGGAGAGGACACAGAGGUGGUGGCUCCAGCCGUCCAGGGCCUCACCCCCGGCCACACCUCAGCUGGAGGAGGGGCUGGUGCAGAGGGCAAGAGGCUACUGUCUGGGCCCACGCUGCCCCCUGCACUGCCCCAGGGCCUCCCCUAUACCAUCAGCCCCUAUUUCCACACAGGCACUGCAGCAGGCCUCUUCGCAGACGGGGAGGAGGCCACAGCCCCCGAGGAUGUCAGCAAGUGGACGGUGGACGAUGUGUGCAGCUUCGUGGGGGGCCUGUCUGGCUGUGGGGAGUAUGCACCGAUCUUCAGAGAACAAGGGAUCGAUGGGGAGACCCUGCCCCUGCUGACCGAGGAGCACCUGCUGACCACCAUGGGGCUGAAGCUGGGCCCUGCACUCAAGAUACGGGCCCAGGUGGCCAGGCGCCUGGGCCGAGUGUUCUACAUGGCCAGCUUCCCUGUGGCUCUGCCGCUACAACCACCACCCUUGCGGGCCCCUGAGCAGGAGCUCAUGGCUGGAGAAGAGUCCCCAUGCCCAGAAACUGCUGCCUCCCCCUAUGGCCGAGCCUCACCCCAACAGGAGAAUGAGACUGCCGCCCUCCUCCCUGGGGCUGCUGACCGCUCCCAGCCCCUGUGCUGAGCCCGAUGCCCAGACCCCCGCAGAGAGACUGUUGCAACGGCC